Ilyonectria robusta is the source of this 3243-nucleotide messenger RNA. Its product is annotated as P-loop containing nucleoside triphosphate hydrolase protein. The transcript is spliced from 4 exons. Bases 1 to 3243 code for a protein of 1080 amino acids. Gene Ontology annotation, biological process: microtubule-based movement. Lineage: Eukaryota; Fungi; Ascomycota; Sordariomycetes; Hypocreales; Nectriaceae. Gene Ontology annotation, molecular function: microtubule binding; microtubule motor activity; ATP binding. The record is from RefSeq and is a predicted model, not a curated record.
AUGGCGAACAACGGCCAGUCGUCCAUCACUGUUGCUGUUCGAGUACGGCCGUUCACGAUUCGAGAAGCUGCACAACUACAAAAGAACGAUGACGGGACAGUUUUUCUCGGCGACGGCUCGCUUGCUGCUGUGCCUACACCAAAGCUGCACCAGCGCGGCAUCCGAAACGUCGUCAAAGUUGUCGAUGACCGGUGUUUAGUCUUUGAUCCUCCCGAGGAAAGCCCUGUCCACAAAUUCGGUCGGUCGGUUCUGCCCUCUUCGAAAAAGGUCAAGGACCAGGUUUUUGCCUUUGACCGCGUCUUUGACGAAAACACGACGCAAUCCGAAGUCUACGAAGGCACCACCAGAGCGCUCCUCGACAGCGUACUCGACGGAUACAAUGCCACCGUCUUUGCCUACGGCGCCACCGGAUGUGGCAAGACACACACCAUUACCGGAACGUCCCAGCAGCCUGGCAUCAUCUUCAUGACCAUGCAGGAGUUGUUCGAGAAGAUUGAGGAGCGCAGCCAGGACAAGACCACCGAGCUCAGCCUCAGCUACUUGGAGAUUUACAACGAGACGAUUCGAGAUUUGCUGGUUCCCGGCGGCGGUCAAGCUGCUCCCAAGGGUGGUUUGAUGCUCCGCGAGGACAGCAACCAGGGCGUGUCUGUGUUUGGAUUGUCGAGCCACCACCCCAAGGAUGUGCAGGAAGUCAUGGAUAUGAUUGUGCAAGGAAACGAAUACCGAACUGUGUCGCCCACCGAGGCCAACGCCACCUCGUCGCGAUCGCACGCCGUCCUCCAGAUCAACGUGGCCCAGAAGGACAGAAACGCCGACGUCAGCGAGCCGCACACUAUGGCCACCCUCAGCAUUAUCGAUCUGGCUGGUUCCGAGCGAGCAUCUGUCACCAAGAACCGCGGUGAGCGUCUUACCGAGGGAGCCAACAUCAACAAGUCGCUGCUGGCUCUCGGAGGCUGCAUCAACGCCCUGUGCGACCGCCGCCAACGAGCACACGUACCCUACCGAAACAGCAAGCUCACCCGUCUCCUCAAGUUUUCUCUCGGUGGAAACUGCAAGACGGUCAUGAUUGUCUGCGUUUCGCCAUCCAGCGCCCACUUUGACGAGUCUCAAAACACCCUCCGAUACGCCAACCGCGCCAAGAACAUCCAGACCAAGGUGACUCGCAACGUCUUCAACGUGAACCGCCACGUCAAGGACUUUUUGGUCAAGAUCGACGAGCAGAUGGCCUUGAUCAACGAGCUCAAGGCUCAGCAGAAGGAUGCCGAAAACACCUUUUUCGCCAAGUUCCGAAAGCAGUGCGAGAAGCGCGACAGCCUGUCCCGGGAAGGAAUCCAGCGACUUCGAGCAGCCUACGACAACUCGUCCGCCGAGCGCAAGGAUUGCAUCACCAACAUGAAGAAGUUGAAGGCUUUUGAGCGUCGCAUCGGCAUGCUGUCGGGGUGGAUUGCGGCUUUCGACACCGUCUGCGAGCAGCGAGGUGAUGAAGAUUCGAUGCCCCAGAACCUCGUCACCAUCCGAAAGACGGCACUAGGCGUCCUUGUUGAGCUGGAGAAUAGCAGACAGCACAUUCACCAGAAACUGGACAAGGGCAACUGGGAACGCUCCAUCGACACAGCCCUCAGCCACAGCCUGAAGCAGCUCGAGGGCAGCGAAGGCGCCGACACUGGCGAAGUUGCUAGCCUGACUCGCGAAGCAGAGCUUCUCAAGUCCAACUUCAACCGCGAGGCCUACCGAGAGGUUCUCGAGCAGGGCAAGGCUGGUGAUGCUGCCAUGGUGCAAAUGCUUCUCACGGCGCAGUUUGAUAUCCUGACGUCUCUCUCCGACACCAUGACCAUGGAUGAGGAGGAUGCUGUGGCCCACGCCAAGGAAAUCAUCAACCGCCUUCUUCAGACUGGCUACACCGCCGCCUCACAAGUUGUCAAGCCCGAUGGACCCAUUCCCGUCUUGGAAAUCUUCCCUCCCUCUCGACGAGGCACCCCCAAGCGCAAGAAGAUGGUAUCCGUUUAUGCCAGACCCAUUGCGCAACCUGUUUUGGCACCUGCCCCGGUUGAACCGAUGAGCCCUACCAAAGGGUCGCCCCGACGACGUAAGGUGAUGGGAGCCAAAAAGGGCAUAAGUUUUACGCCUGUAAAGAAGACUAGAAAGGGCGGAGUGCGAUGGCGAGACGAUGAGACGGAGGAGGGCACACUGGCAGACUUUGAGAAGACGCCACAGAAGUUUGUCUCCCCUUCACAGUCGACUCCCGAAAAGGCCCUUGUCGCUCCCCCAAUUGCGGCUUACCUCGAUGAGGAGCUGGAGGAGGAAGUUGAAGAGGUUGAGAUUGAGGAAGUCGAAGACGAAGAGGAUAUGACUGAGGUGACUGAGGUGACGGUGACUAGGGAGUUGACCAAAGAGUUGACCAAAGAGAUGACCAAAGAGCUGAAGGAGCCAAAGGAGGAGACAAAGACUAUCAACAUGGAAUCGAGCCCAAGCCUUGAGAUUCCCCGAGCUUCUAGUCUGGCGGCAAAGCCUAGCAGAUUCCAAGCAGGUUUCCUGUCCAAGGGCCCUCGACCUUCGUAUGCUGGAGGUUCGCCAAUUCCCCGAGCUCCCUCAUUCAGCCUCAACCUGGCAUCCAGUUCUCCCGAUGUCCAGCGAACACCACCAUUGCGAUCCCUAGAUGUCAGUAAGACUGGCAACCUGUCGCCAUCGCCCUCCCAGAUCGCCGUUCCGAUACGGACUCUACGAUCUCGGCCAUCCAUCAUCGACGAGAACAACCCGCUCAACAACAGCUUCUGCUCCGGAUCGGAUUCGGACUCGAGCACCAUGGAUGCCCGCAAGCUCCGCACUGCGAUGCACUCUGCCAUGAAGGAAAAGGCUCGUAGAAUGAGCAUCAUGACGGGAGCUACUGCGUCAAACGCCCGGCGAAUCUCAUCAAUGGGCUCGUUGAACGCUGACCGACCUGGACCCAGGCCUAGCUUGCCUGCACUGGCCAGCAGCACCAACGGCAUCUCUCGUCUCCGUCGCGGUAGUACUGAACGACGGAGGAGCCCACCAUUGACGUGCUCUCCACCUGACUGGAAGGGCGACCGAGCCUUGACUCCCGGUCAAGCGCGGCGGAUGAACAUGGGAGGAACUGUAAGAGUCGACAAUAUGGGAGGAAGCCCUCGUGGAGGUCUUGCUGGUGAAAAGGCCCGGCGGAUCACUAUUGGUACCGGAGGCGCAGGUCACCGCAGGCAAGAAAGCCGAGGGAACACAUGGCGAUGA